AUGUACCGACAAACGACGGAGGCGAAGAGUGUGCAGGAGGCGAGAGAGGCGUACAAAGCCAUGACACCAGAAGUCCGCAACCUCUUCCCCCAAGUAGCUACCCUCAUGAAGUUGCUUCUCGUGUGUCCAGUAACCUCAAGCGAAUGCGAGCGUAGUUUUUCCGCUCUAAGGAGACUCAAGACGUGGCUGAGAAGCACCAUGACUCAGAAGAGGCUCAAUGCAGUAGCUGUCUGUAACAGCCACCACCUCCUGCUUGACAACAUAUCCCUACAGCGUCUUGUCAAGGAGUUUGCGGGCAGGAACGAAAAGAGGCGCAAGAUAUUUGGUUUCUAA
Messenger RNA from Strongylocentrotus purpuratus (purple sea urchin), 333 nucleotides. RefSeq lists its product as uncharacterized. The transcript has a single exon. The record is from RefSeq and is a predicted model, not a curated record. Bases 1 to 333 code for a protein of 110 amino acids. Lineage: Eukaryota; Metazoa; Echinodermata; Echinoidea; Camarodonta; Strongylocentrotidae. Gene Ontology annotation, molecular function: protein dimerization activity.